AUGAAACAAGCCUUGAGGGCUCGCCUCAAGCGCCUCAGCGUGGAGGGCCUACCACCUGAGGUUCGACGACAUCUGCUUUCGACUCUUGACUUCCCUGGGUUGAAGGCCCUGGUACGCGCUUCUCCGACCUACCACGAGCAGUACCACUUUGAUCGCAAGUUCUUCCUCUGUAGGAUCCUGGAAAAGCUACUGGGCAGUGUCGCUGUUAAUGCCUACGCUGUCUACGUGUCCAGAGCUCGAGGUCGACCCCAACAAGGAAACACGCGUCAAGUCGUCAAUCAUGUCUUACACCCAUACUCAGAGCCCUUCUCCCAGAGGUAUUUCCUGCCAAUUGGUGAGAUGACUGGAGACGACGCUGCUAGCAUGUUGGCGUUCUAUCGCCAGUCUGUGGAACCCAUCGCCAAUCAUUUCGCGGCCUGGAGACUUCAUCAAUUUGAGAUCAUGUGUCAAGGAGCUCGCGAUGAACCUAUCCGUUAUGACCCCAACAAUGCCGAUGUCGAUUCCGUGACAAAUACUGAGUGGACUCGGCUGGCGCGAGCCACGUAUCGUUACCAGCUGCUCUGUCAACUCACUGGCCCAGGUACUAAAUCCGACAAACCAAAAGUAGACGCCGUGUUGGCUCUACUCCGUGUUUUGGAGCCGUGGGAGGUCGAGGAACUUGAAUGCUUCCUCGAAUUUGUACGGAAGACGUACGCAAAAGUGUUCGAUGACAUCCGCAAGGACCUACACCCAGACAACCCUGAUUUUAUCGUCUACCCGCACUCCCUCCUACCCCAUGGAGUAACUCUUGACCUCAAUUAUGUCAUACAAUACGACGAACAGUGCUACGAGGGAACAUCGCUGCGCGGCCUCUCGCUAUUGGGUAAGGUCCUGUUCGAUAUCCAGGACCACCAGGUUCUUGUCUCCACCAUGUGGGAGAACAUUACCAAGUCUUGGAUACCCCUCAACGACGAUGAAGGAGUCUUUGGUCCCGAGAUGCAGCACCGCCGACGUCAAUACGACCCCUCUGAGAGGGACCGGAUGGAAGCCGAUCGAGUCUCCCUGCCCUUCCGUGGCGACGGCGAGCCAGAUGGCCCACCCCUGGGCUGGACACUGAUUUGGGGUGGCACCUACAUCAAUCUGUACGGUCACUACAUUCCUGAGAUACGAGAGUGGGGAUUCGUCUUCUGGGAUGCUUGGAGGCUGGAUGCCAUGGAUGGCGAGGAGCUGCUGAGGCAGCAGUGGGAGGAAUGCUGGGGAGAACACACCUUUCCCGGAUCGAGGCCCACAUAA
Molecule: messenger RNA, 1272 nt
Organism: Diaporthe amygdali
Lineage: Eukaryota; Fungi; Ascomycota; Sordariomycetes; Diaporthales; Diaporthaceae
Exons: 1
Coding region: 1-1272 (423 amino acids)
Source: RefSeq, a predicted model, not a curated record